Molecule: messenger RNA, 1482 nt
Organism: Oryza brachyantha (malo sina)
Lineage: Eukaryota; Viridiplantae; Streptophyta; Magnoliopsida; Poales; Poaceae
Product: protein MONOCULM 1-like
Exons: 1
Coding region: 1-1482 (493 amino acids)
Biological process (GO): regulation of DNA-templated transcription
Cellular component (GO): nucleus
Molecular function (GO): DNA-binding transcription factor activity; sequence-specific DNA binding
Source: RefSeq, a predicted model, not a curated record
AUGAACCUGACGUUAAGUCUUGGCAUCGAUGGCGGCGCGGGGGCGGUGGCGGCCAAGAAGAAGCGUAAGGUGGUCGGGGACGGCGGCGUCAUGCAUGGUGGCGAUGGUGUGGAGCGGGGUGUCAGGUUCGUCACGAGGACGAGGGUUCCACAGGCGAGAGAUCGGAUGGUGAAGAAGGAGGCGGAUGGGUUUGAUCGUGGGGAUGAUGGUGGAAUGGCGGCGGCGUCGUCGGAUGGUGGCGGCGUGGAGCUGGUUCGUCUGCUCCUGUCGGCGGUGGCCGCCGGGGAGGUGGGCGACGUGCAGGCGGCGGGGGAGGCUCUGCAGGAGGUCCAACGGCGCGCGCUGUGGCCGUGCCGAGCCGGCGACCCCGGACAGCGCGUCGCGGCGUGCUACGCGGACGCGCUGGCGUCGAGGCUGGCCGGGCUCCGGCCGUCGACGGCGAGAUCGCCGGCGGCCGCCGCGCGGGACGAGGAGUUCCUGGCGUACACCAUGUACUACCAGGCGUCGCCGUUCUACCAGUUCGCGCACUUCACGGCGAACCAGGCGAUCGUGGAGGCGUUCGAGUCCGGCGGCCGGCGGCGCCUCCACGUCGUCGACUUCGACGUGUCGUACGGGUUCCAGUGGCCUUCUCUGAUCCAGUCCAUGUCGGACGCCGCCUCCACCACCACCAGCUCCUCCCACGACGACGACGGCCGCUGCGACGGGCCGGUGUCCUUACGGAUCACCGGCUUCGGCUCGAGCGCCGACGAGCUGCGGGAAACCGAGGCGCGGCUCACGCGGUUCGCGGCCAGCUGCCCUAACCUACGGUUAGAGUUCGAGGGCAUCCUGAACGGAUCGAACAGCCUCCAUGAGCGUAUAAGGCUCGACGACGACGCCACGGUGGUCGUCAACCUGGUAUUCCCGGCGGCGCAGAACGCGACGAAUAGCUCAAGAGAAGCGUGCGUCGCCACAGCUAUGGCUCACAUCCACUCUCUGAGCCCGUCCAUGGUGUUCUUGAUCGAGAAACACGACGGCGGUGGCGAUCCUACUGGCGGCGACAACGCCUCAAGCGCAAGCGUGCUCCCGUGGUUCGCUGCCAACCUCCGGUACUUCGCCGCCGUGUUCGACUCGCUCCACGAGUGCCUCCCGGCGGACAGCGCCGAGAGGCUCGCCAUCGAGAGGAACCACCUCGGGAGGGAGAUCGGCGACGCGGUGGCCUCGUUGAGCCACCACUGCCAUGGCGGCGGCACCGGCGGCGGAGUCGAUCACGCAGCUAGCUGGAAGGCGGCGCUGGAGAGCGCCGGGUUCGAGGACGUCAAGCUGAGCUCGAGGACGCUGAGCCAGGCGAAGCUGCUGCUCAAGAUGAAGAGCGGGUGCGGCGGCGGCAGCGGCGGCGGGUUCCGCGUCGCGGAGGGCGCCGCCGGCAGGGCCAUGACGCUGGCGUGGCGUGACAUGGGUCUGGCUACAGCGACUGGGUGGCGGCGCCGCCGGCGAUGUCGGUGA